Messenger RNA from Penicillium olsonii, 1701 nucleotides. The record is from the annotation of a GenBank genome assembly. Lineage: Eukaryota; Fungi; Ascomycota; Eurotiomycetes; Eurotiales; Aspergillaceae.
AUGCCGCGAAGAAAAGCCGCAGACCGGACGGGUCCCAUUAAGACUCGAUCUCGCGAUGGUUGCAAAGAAUGCCGGACGAGCCGUGUCCGAUGCGAUACGAAAAAGCCCAUCUGCACACGCUGCUGGGAAAAAGGCUUACCAUGCACCAAACAUCUAGUCCUGAAAUGGGAGUCGGAAUUUGCGAGUCGGGGGGUAGCCUUCGGACGUGCCGGUGUGUGGAGCAAAGCAGGAGGCAAUCAGCCCACGCCUGGCUCCCUCUCUUCGGAUGAAGUACAUGAGUGGCGCCCGUUGCCGGCGGUCAGCCCCUGGGGGUUCAUUAACAGCAGUCUUGCGACGUUCGAACGCCCGGAUGAGGUGGAUGUCGAUUUCAACGAGCUGAAUGAGUUGAUAUCGGUGACGCAAAGCUCCCAGGACACCACAGACCAACUAUGGUCGUGGUUACAACAUUUCCCACAUCUCGCUGAAAUCACUGCGAGCUACAACCUCACUCUUCCACCUUCUCUUGCAUUGUUCCCUGAGCUUUCGCAAUCGGGCCAUGGGGAGCUAUUCGAUUAUUAUCUCCAGCAAGUCUGCCCCCGUACUGCCGCCAGUUCUACGAGUUCGUCGCCAUUCGCAUCGGUGAUCUUACCCUUCUGCCUAUCUGCCUCUCCCACCCUUUUCAAAGCGAUCCAGGCACUCGGGGCAUGUCACUGGUCAAGGCUCAAUUCGAGCUAUGGCGCCAUCGGCCUGCGCUAUAAAUCGGAAGCUCUGAGGGACCUUCGCCAACGUCUUUCGUCCGAGGGAACUCUGACAUGUUCGAUGGAUCCCGAAGUGCUCGUGAUCAUGAUAAUGCUCUGUCUCUAUGAGAUAGUAGACAAAUGCGAUACACAGUGGACUAUUCACCUGAAAGGUGCCAACGAUUUAAUCCGGCUUCGGAGAAAACAGCAAGCUGCGCUGUCCAAAUCCACAGUUCCAUCAGAUCCUGUCACGAGCUUUGCAGAGCAAUUCUUCGCCUUCCAGGAUGUCAUGGGUCGCACUGCUUGUGCCAAAGAGGUAUUGUUCGGCACCGACUACUGGAAGCCCGACGAACGCAACAUCGAUCUUUGGAUGGGGUGUAGCCCUGAAUUAGUCUCAAUCUUGGCCAAGAUUACAGACAUGAGCCGAACGAGACGACAACAUACGUCUGAAGAAGACAAGUCGACCUACUUCCUGCGUGCUGCCUCUCUCGAAAGACAGUUAGAGAGCCUGGUCCAAGAGGUGGGGGAGGGAGAGGAUGAGGUUCUUGCAAUUGUUGCAGAUUCCAAACGCCUAGCGGCGAUGUUGUAUCUGCACUGUGCUCUUUAUGGGUCCGAUCCCACCACACCUCUGGUGAAGAGCUAUGUUCGACAGAUCUUACGCCUCAUAUUAGAUCUUCUUGAUCGCCAGUCGACUGCCAACGUUGCAUGGCCAGUGUUUGUGGCCUCUGUUGAGCUUGAUCCCUCUGAUGAUGAGCUUAAUCCGGAUUCCGAGACAGACUCGGGUUCUGGACGAGCGGUUGUGUUGCGCGCUUUGGCGACAAUGGCGGAUUCGACGAUUUCCAACAUCGCUAGAACACGUGCCGUGAUCACAAAGCUGUGGCAAACACGGGAUUCCGACUUGAUUAAGAGAACUGUUCCUCAAAAUCAUUGUAAUGACUGGGAAUGGCAUGUGGUGCCUAUCAGCAAUGCCAUGAGCCUGGCCUAA